Molecule: messenger RNA, 345 nt
Organism: Solanum dulcamara
Lineage: Eukaryota; Viridiplantae; Streptophyta; Magnoliopsida; Solanales; Solanaceae
Product: CENP-B homolog protein 2-like
Exons: 1
Coding region: 1-345 (114 amino acids)
Source: RefSeq, a predicted model, not a curated record
AUGUCAGGACAAAUUAUCCAAGGAAAAACAAAAGAUCUUUUCCUGAAAACGUAUGGUGAAACUAUUCCAGAAUUCAACUUCUCUUCUGGUUGGUUAGAACGUUUCAAGUCAAGAUACGAAAUAAAGUCUUACAGACGUUUUGGAAAAAGUGGUUCAGUUAUCAUGAACAUUGAAAAUGAAUUGCCUAGCAUACGGUCAAAACUAGAUCAGUUUGAAUUGAAGGAUAUUUAUAAUAUGGAUGAAAUUGGACUAUUUUACCGAUUGAAAGCUGAUCAUUCACUUGCUAUCAAGCAGCUUGAAGAUCGCAAAAAAAACAAAGAGAGAAUUACUCUUGCUCUCUGUUGA